UAGGCCAGUAUCGGCUGAAACAGCGCCAAAUAGCCAAUGGGAGCCCAUCCUGAACAAGUAGGAGAGAUCCACCCGGUCUUUCCCACUUCGUGUGUCCUUUCCAUUUUGCAUGUGCAGGCAGCCCUGGCUCUCCGGCUGUAAAGGCAAAGGGGAGGGAAGCCGAAGCAGGUCCAAGGAGGCCAACCUGGCUCUCAUCUGCUGCCAAACGGGGGAAGAGAGGCACUGCUUUGUCCCAAAGGGCGCCCGCCCAGAGCUUCAGCGAGGCUCCUUUGCCCCAGCGCCCUCCAAAGCAUCUCCAGGAGGCAAGCCCCAGCAGCCUGGACUUCAGCUCAGUUGGGCAGUCCUUUCCAAACUCAAUAGCGCCCCUGGGAAGGUGGCGCCCAACGCGGGGGCGUGGCCAGCGUGCCGUGUUGGGCCGGGCCUGGUUAGAAGGCACGAUCAUCAAGUUUGCAGAUGACACCAAACUGGGAGGGAGAGCCAACACUCCAGAAGACAGGAGCAGAAUUCAAAACGAUCUUGACAGACUAGAGAGAUGGGCCGAAACUCACAAAAUGAAGUUCAACAGGGACAAAUGCAAGAGACUUCACUUCGGCAGAAAAAAAGGAAACCAAAGAUACAGAAUGGGGGACGAUGCCUGGCUUGACAGCAGUGUGUGCGAAAAAGACCUUGGAGUCCUCGUGGGGAGGAAGGGGAAGAAGUUAAACAUGAGCCAGCAAUGUGAAGCGGCUGCUAAAAAAGCCAACGGGAUUCUGUCCUGCAUCAAGAGGGGAAUAGCGUCCAGAUCCAGGGAAGUCCUGCUCCCCCUUAUUCUAUUCUGCCUUGGUCAGACCACACCUGGAAUCACACUGUGUCCAAUUCUGGGCACCACAGUUGAAGGGAGAUGUUGACAAGCUGGAAAGCGUCCAGAGGAGGGCGACUAAAAUGAUCAAGGGUCUGGAGAACAAGCCCUAUGAGGAGCGGCUUAAAGAGCUGGGCAUGUUUAGCCUGCAGAAGAGAAGGCUGAGAGGAGACAUGAUAGCCAUGUACAAAUACGUGAAGGGAAGUCAUAGGGAGGAGGGAGGGAGCUUGUUUUCUGCUGCCCUGCAGACUAGGACACGGAACAAUGGCUUCAAACUACAGGAAAGGAGAUUCCACCUGAACAUCAGGAAGAACUUCCUCACUGUGAGAAGGGCUGUUCGACAGUGGAACUCUCUGCCGCGGACUGUGGUGGAGGCUCCUUCUUUGGAGGCUUUUAAGCAGAGGCUGGAUGGCCAUCUGUCAGGGGUGCUUUGAAUGCGAUUUCCUGCUUCUUGGCAGAAUGGGGUUGGACUGGAUGGCCCAUGAGGUCUCUUCCAACUCUACAGUUCUAUGAUUCUAUGGUUGCGCUAGAUGGCCCACGUGGACUCUUCCAAUUCUAUGAUUCUGAAAAGCAGUGUAAAUAAACAUAAGAAGAAGACUAUCAGUGGGGCAGGACCGAAUAUCAUCUCAUGGCCUUACCCGCCUCUCCGUUUUUUAAGACAGUCCCAAACACAUCACGCAACCUAAUGGCGAGGAUUCGGCGGAGGGAGGGGCCAAGAGAGCGAGGGGAGGAGGGGGAGGAGGAGGCGUAUUUGCGGCGGGACGGUUUCGCUUUCGUUUCUCUGUCCGCAGAAGGACGGCGGCGGGGAGAGGGGGCUGCGUGGCUUCAGGUCCUGCGACCCCUUCGUCCCAGGUGGUGGGACCCCGACAUGGCAGCCGCCCAAGGCCACUCCGCCGCCCCCAGCGCAGCCCCUUCGUCCUCCUGGCUGUGGGAGGCGCUGGCCAGUGGGUUCCUCUCCUGCCCCAUCUGCCUGGAGCGCUUCAGCCGGCCCAAGAUCCUGCCCUGCCUCCACACUUACUGCCAGGGCUGCCUGGAGACACUGCUGGACGGGCGGGCGGAGGAGGAAGCGGAGGAGGCGGCCGAGGAGGAGGCGGAUGCGCAGACGCUGCGCUGCCCCGAGUGCCGCGUCCGGGUGCCCCUCCCGGCCGGAGGGGUGGCCGCCCUCAAGACCAACUUCUUCAUCAACGGGCUGCUGGACCUGGCCUGCCCCGCAGGGAGGGCGCCCUCCUCCCCCGCCUGCGCCCUGUGCCCCCUCAUCGGGCAGGAGCCCCCCCGGCCGGCCUCCUCGCACUGCCUGGACUGUGCCGACGACAUGUGCCCGUCCUGUGCUGGGGGGCACCGCUGCUCCCGGCUGACGCACAACCACCGCGUGGUGGACAUGGAGGGAUACCUCUCAGGGCGCUACGACCGGGAGGUGCGGGAGCGGCAGGCCUCCCGCUGCAAGAAGCACUCUGGGGAGGAGUUGCGCUUCUUCUGCGACCGUUGCGCGGCCCCGCUUUGCCGGGAGUGCCGCCUGGGCCCUCACCUGCAGCAUCCCUGCCGGACCCUGGCCGAAGCGGCCGAGGAGCGCCGCCUGGCAGUCGAAGAGCUCCUGGGGAAGGUCGAGGCGGUGGCACGUCGCUUGGCCACAGACAGGGCCGGCCUGGAAGCCGCGGUGGAGGGGCUGGAGGCCGGCCAGGCCAGGAUCCGGACCCGGGUGGAAGAGGCCUGUUCGCGGGCGGUGGCCUGGCUGCUGUCCCAGCGGGAGGAGGUGCUGGCCCGCCUUUCAGAGCACGUGGAGGAGCGGAGGAAGGCCUGGGCGGCCCUGCGCUCGGAGCUGGAGCUGCAGGAGCAGGUGGCCUCCAGCACAGCGGCCUUCGCCCGGAGGGUCCUGACCCAGGGCCAAGGGGUGGAGGUCCUCUCCCUGGAGCAACUGGUCUCUGAGCGGCUGAAGGAGCUCCAGGAGGGACACUCCGAUGAGACGCUGCAGAUCCGGCUGCCCCGGCUGGAGAUUGACCUGGCGGACCUGGAGGGAGGCCGCAGCCCCUUCCGCCUAGAGGAAGAGGGAGAGGAAGAAGAAGAGGAGGAGGAGCUCAGCAGAGCAGAGAAGAAGAGGAGGAAGAAGAAGACGAAGAAGCAGCAGCAGCAGCAAGAGCCCCAGACUGGGGGAGAGGCUCCCAAAGCCCCCAGCCCAGAAAAGCCCUCCAGUCAAGAGGUCCUACCUGCAGCUCCCAGCCGUGCGGCCCCCAAGGCCUUCUUCUCCUGCAGCUUCUGGGCCAAGACCCCCACGGACAAGCGGCGCCCGCAGGUGACCGGCCUGUGCCCCUUUGGCCCUGGGGAGCUUCUGGUGGCCGACGAGACGAACGGGCAGCUGAAGCGCUUCUCCUUGCAGGGGGAGUUCAGGGGGACGGUGCCGGUCCCCGAGGGGGUGGCGCCUUUCAGCGUGGCCGCCCUGGGCAGCAAGGUGGCCUUCACGGCCGGCUCCCGGCUCUUCCUCCUGGACGGCCAUGGGGGGCUGGCCUGGGAGAAGGCGCUGCCAAAAGGUCAGGCCAACCAUGCCAUGGCGGCCUUGGGGAGCGACCGCCUGGCGGUCAGCGUAACUGGGCACGUGGAGCUCUACAACCUGGAAGGGCAGCAGGUGGGCAAGGUCCGGCCGGGGGGCUCUGCCAGGCACUGCCUGGUCUUCCUGGCCAGGCGUGAGGGGGGCUUUGUGGGGUCAGACUGGCACUAUAACAGCGUGGUGCUCUUUGCAGAGAAUGGGGGGCUGGUGGCCGAGUGCCAGGAGAGGCAGCUGGGGGGCUGCCAGCCGGGGUCUGUUUGCACCGACCCUCGGGGCACUGUCUAUGUGGUCUUGAGGGAGCUUAACCGGGUGCUGGCCCUUUCCCCGGCCGGGGAGGUGCUCGGGGACUUCCUGACGGCCGAGAACGGCAUUGACCGGCCCCGCAUGGCCACCGUGGCUGGGGAUGGGCGCUUGGCGGUGGCCCUCUGCAACGGGACCAUCCACGUCUUUAAGAUCAGGUACUAGGGCAAGAGAACUGGGGGUGGAGAGGGUGGGAUAAGAAAGGGGUUGUUUUGGGGAGAGAUCCAUGGGAGGGGAGUGUUGAGGCUCAGGGUCCAAACAUCUCUAGUCCAGCGGUUCUCAAAGUGUGCUCCGUGGGGCCCUUGGGACUCGGCAAAGCAUCCACACUUUUUUCCUCCUCCUCCCCCAAGCUUUUCUCCUGGCUCUCUCUCUUUUAAUGAGUUUAUUGAUCAGAUGAACAUACAGUGAGCUUUUGCAAAAGAAAGAAGCCCCACGCCUGCUCUUGGGCCGAGCUUCUAUUUAUAUUGCCAGUCUUAACUUUCGUUUCCCAAGAAACUUUUCCCUAUUUGUGAGCAUGCGCCAUAAUGUCAUCUUUCUUGCUGGAGCAUACCUAUCGCAGCCCAUUAUGUCAGUGUUAGCUAAUUAGCCUCCUCGUUUAUUCCCGUCCCUUAUGAGAAGAUUUAUGCACUUUAAUCCCCGCUACCUUCCCCUGUGCUGAGCUUUGAAGUCUUUAGCAAAACAACCAGUUCAAUCUGUUCUUUUGAAGCUCUGUGCUGGGUUGUGUCUUAUUACUAUAUUUUAAGCUGAAUUGAAUGUUGCCGGAGUUGUAAGCCGCCUUGAGUGCCCCGUGGGGUGAGAAAGGCGGGGUAUAAAUGAAGUAAAUACAGUAGAGUCUCGCUUAUCCAACCUUCGCUUAUCCAACGUUCUGGAUUAUCCAACGCAGUCUACCUUUUAGCAGUCAAUGUUUUUGUAGUCAAUGUUUUCAAUACAUUGGGAUGUUUUGGUGCUAAAUUCGUAAGUGCAGUAAUUACUACAUAACAUUACCGUGUAUUGAACUGCUUUUUCUGUUGAUUUAUUGUAAAACAUGAUGUUUUGGUGCUUAAUUUGUGAAAUCAUAACGUAAUUUGACAUUUACAAAUGUUUCAAAACUCAUUGCAAAAUUAGGGGGCGCUGGUGUUUCAUUUCUGAAGUGUUUCUAAAGUCUCAUUAGUGAAAUGUUAUGACUAUAACGAGAGUAAUGAAAUUUUGUUACUUUUUCGUUCUGCUAAUUGCUCAAGUGGAGGAACUUCAGGGGCUUUUUUCUCCCUCAUUUUUACAGCUAUUGGGCUGAAGCUUGCUGCAAUUGUAGAACACAUUGACCACUGUGAGCCCAUCAAGUUUCAGAACAUUUCACUUAUCCAUGGAUUUUUGGAAAAUUUUCACAGUUUUUAUUAACAACCUUUUUAAUGUAUAAAAACACUACAAGAGCGAUCUCCUUAAAUUUUCUCCGCAGUGGCACAGGAUAACAGGGGAUCAUUCCCCCCAAAUUUUUGGAUUUUUAAAAAAGUUAUGACAAAAAAGCUUCUUUAAAAAGGGCACAAGAGCUAUGUCCUUGAAUGUCCCUCUCUCAUGUUAACCAACAGAACUUCCAUGGAGGGAUGUCUUCCCAGCUGAGCACAGAGAUUGACUACCUAGAAGUCUCAGCCAGACCUCCUUUUUGUAGACUCAACCGUUCAUGGGAACUCUGGCUGUGACGUAGGGACACAUUGCCCAAAGGCUUGGUCCCUUGGUCAAUGAAUGAGGGGGGCUGUUGCGAUGGAGGGCCGGGCUUUAGCACAGCUGGGAAAUCACCAACAGCAAUAAGAUCUACCAACCCAAAGGUGGCCAGUUCGAAGCCCGGGUCUGGGUGAGCACCCAACGGUCAGCCCAGCUCACUGUUUACCUAAGUAAUUCAAAAAUUUAGAGCUGUAAGUAGAAAAAUUAGGUAGCACUAAAAAGCCGGGGAGGUAUUUUACAACAUCAUGAUAAAAAAAAGACCAGAAAUGCCGGUGACCAAAAGGAAGGAGGAAGUUCUUAUGGCUCUUUGUCAUAGGGAAGGGAACAACAGCGCCCCCCUGUGGCUGAAUCCGAGCACAACCUCCAAGGUGCCAAAGCUGGAUUUCAAGGCAACAUACCUCCUUUCUGUCUGUUCUGUCCUGUCUGUCCAAAUGGCAUUAAAUGUUUGCCAUGUAUGUGUAUAGUGAUCCGCCCUGAGUCCCCUUGGGCAGAUAGGGCGGAAUAUAUAUAAAGUGUUGUUAUUAUUAUAUUGUUAUUAUCUCCCCUAUUCUGAUGUGAACAGAAUUCUGGGAAAUGUAGUUGAGAGCAGGGCCUAUUGCUUUCUCUGCCAUAGGGCUCUUCGCCUUCCCAAACUACAUUUCCCAGAACCCUGUGCUUUCUCCAUCUCUUUCCCAGCAAACUUGGCUUUCUCCCUGCUUCUUCCCUCUUCUAAAAGUGAGAGGCCAUUCGUUUAAAGAGGAAUGUCAGCCUUUUUGGCUUUGCUUUGCUUCCUUGCGCUGAAAAUAAAACUGACUUUGGAAGGCUUCCCAGGUUUACAAAAUUCAAACGAAAAAGUAUUGCGUAAGUUUCGAUUCUUGCAUCUCAGGUACAAAUUUAACCAAUUGGAUCCGACUCGUGACGUGUAAUGAAAAAUCUGCACACCUCUAAUAUAUGAAUCGCUCUAGGGAUUUGCCUUGGAAUGUGUGACUUUUAAAUAAUGGUUUUAAGAUUUAUAUGUUUUAAUUAUGUGAUUUUAAAGUAAUUAUUAUUUGUCAAAAAAAAACGGUUAAUUUGAGACACAUUCACCUUCCGUCUCAAUUUGACUUCUCCUUCGGCGAUCUGGCCAUCUGCACAGUCACACAGAAAUAAACGCACACUUCCCAGCUGUCGGCUGAAACCAGCGGCUCUUGUCUUUAUUGAAGUAACAUACACUAUUUACAUAGUCUUGCUGGAGCAUAGCAUUCAAGCACCCGACCUUGAUAUUUUACCCUAUAUUAUGUAUGUUUGGCAUCUAUUUGUGCCUGUUGUGAGCCGCCCUGAGUCCCUUCAAGGUGAGAAGGAUGGGACAUAAAUGAAGUAAGUGUCGCAGCUAGCAAAUUGGGUUCCAAACUCUCAACCCCUUCUGCGGAAGUUGCACCCUUGUCCAAGGAGAAAAACCUCAAAACAAACUGUCCUUUGGUAAAGAAAGAUUUAUAUAAACAAAACAUACAAAACACAGUCCUUUGCUUUUAUCAGCAGCAAAAACAAAGCUUUCUUAUCUUCAAGCUUUAACCUUUGUGGUUUCUGGACUCUCUGUCUUCAAACCUCUUCAAACCUCUCUUCGGUUCUCCUUCAGUAGCUUUUCAGCAGCAAUACCAUCUUUUCCACCAUCACAGCAUCUUCAUAUUCACCUUCUCUCCUCUCACUCUACAACAACACCACAACAACACUGACACAAGACUUACUCAGACUCUAUUAAUAGCCCUCAAUCUUAAGCAGGUGUCUUAAUUGCUGCUGGUCAAACAUAGAUGGGACAUGAUUCUUGCAAACACUUAUUCAUUUUCACAUAAGAAAUGACCCAAAUAAUAUAAAACUCUGACAGUAAGUAAAUAAAUAAAUUGCAGCCUC
Molecule: messenger RNA, 7238 nt
Organism: Anolis carolinensis (green anole)
Lineage: Eukaryota; Metazoa; Chordata; Lepidosauria; Squamata; Anolidae
Product: E3 ubiquitin-protein ligase TRIM56-like
Exons: 2
Coding region: 1467-3842 (791 amino acids)
Biological process (GO): protein monoubiquitination
Molecular function (GO): zinc ion binding; ubiquitin protein ligase activity
Source: RefSeq, a predicted model, not a curated record